Molecule: messenger RNA, 483 nt
Organism: Fusarium vanettenii 77-13-4
Lineage: Eukaryota; Fungi; Ascomycota; Sordariomycetes; Hypocreales; Nectriaceae
Exons: 4
Coding region: 1-483 (160 amino acids)
Source: RefSeq, a predicted model, not a curated record
AUGCCUCAGCUGAUGAACGUGUGGUGCAACCUACAUACAUGCAGAAGUAGCGUGCUUCUAGAAAACACUCUGCAGAAACGGCUGGGGGAGAAGCAUUCCGUAAUCCGCCGUACUUCCGCUCCGCCGAGGGACCAUAGACCGAGGCUCGCUUCCGUCUGGGAGGUGGAUUCGCGUUUCUUGGCGUCUGGCGGUAAACAGGUUCCGCUGCGGGUGCGGGGAAAGGGGGAGAAGCUCCGGGCGGAAGUCCGUGAUCGGCCUCCGCCCUCCCAUCUUGAGCUGAGACCGCUGAGCACUCCUACCUUGGCAUACGUGUCGGUCUUAGUUCUCGCCACCGGCGGCCUCAAUUCUAAUACCGCAUACCUUGAUUUUGGAGAUCUUUCUCCAAUUAUGGCUCUGCUCUCCCGUCGCCAAGCGGCUACUCCCUGUUGGAGGCCGGCACAAGGUCGCUUCGGCAUCCUUGCCUCGGGGAGUCCGGGCGCUUAG